Molecule: messenger RNA, 1960 nt
Organism: Tachysurus vachellii
Lineage: Eukaryota; Metazoa; Chordata; Actinopteri; Siluriformes; Bagridae
Gene: casq2
Product: calsequestrin 2
Exons: 12
Coding region: 339-1616 (425 amino acids)
Biological process (GO): regulation of cardiac muscle contraction by regulation of the release of sequestered calcium ion
Cellular component (GO): sarcoplasmic reticulum lumen
Molecular function (GO): calcium ion binding
Source: RefSeq, a predicted model, not a curated record
AUAAAAUAUUGUUUGUAUAAGCUUAGCCAGUCCCACACAUUGUUCCUUCCUCUUGCAGUUUAGCUGGAGUAUUUUUAGCAAUGAAACAACUGGGCUCCUAAAAAAAGACCCGGGAGAGAGUCAGAGGGCUACUGCUAUGUAAGGUAUCCCCCCUCAAUGCCCUGUGCUUUGUCUCCAGCCAAAAGAGAGACAGAAACAGUAAGGGAGACAGAGAAAGAGAGCAAGAGGCUGAACAGAACUGAGUUUCCAUUGGAAAGCUUAUCUGAUCUGAGUGUGUGAGAAUCCUAGUAGUGUGUGUACAAGAUUAAUACCUGUGCACUUGUGUAGUAGUGACAGCGAUGAGAACACCCUGGUUGGUAGUGCUUGUGUGUUUGAGCUUGGCAGCUCUUGCCUGGACCAGGAAAGGCCUGGAGUUCCCCCGCUAUGAUGGCAAGGACAGAGUGUUGGACAUCGAUAACAAAAACUACCGCAAAGCUUUGAAGAACCACCAGAUGCUAUGCCUGCUCUACCAUGCACCAGCUCCAACCAGCAAGGAGCUGCAGAAACAGUUCCAAAUGACUGAACUUGUGCUGGAGAUGGCUGCUCAGGUCUUGCAGGAAAAAGACAUCGGAUUUGGAAUGGUUGACUCUGAGAAAGAUGCCAAGGUCGCUAAGAAACUAGGUCUACAAGAAGAGGGCAGCGUCUAUGUUUUUAAGGCAGAUCGUGUAAUUGAGUAUGAUGGACUACUUUCUGCAGACAUCCUUGUGGAGUUUCUGCUGGACCUGUUGGAUGAUCCAGUAGAGGUCAUUGAUAAUGCUUUAGAGCUGCAGGCUUUUGACCGGAUGGAAGAGGACAUUAGAGUAAUCGGCUACUUCAAGAAUCCGGAGUCAGAGCAUUUUCUGGCUUUCAAUGAAGCUGCCGAGCAGUUCCAUCCAUUCAUCAAAUUUUUUGCCACCUUUGAAAAAUCUGUAGCGAAAGAGUUGACUCUUAAGAUGAAUGAAGUAGACUUCUAUGAGCCCUUCAUGGAGGAAGCAGUCACCAUUCCAGACAGACCCCAUACUGAAGAGGAACUUGUGGCAUUUAUCAAUGAGCACAGGAGAUCAACACUACGAAAACUGAGAGCUGAGGACAUGUUCGAGACUUGGGAAGAUGACCUGGACGGCUUUCACAUUGUAGCCUUUGCAGAAGAGGAGGACCCAGAUGGCUUUGAGUUCUUGGAAAUUCUGAAAGAAGUUGCACGAGACAAUACACAGAACCCUAACUUGAGUAUUGUCUGGAUUGAUCCUGAUGACUUCCCUCUACUACUUCCAUACUGGGAGAAAAUAUUUAAAAUUGACCUCUUCAGGCCUCAGAUUGGAAUAGUUAAUGUCACAGAUGCGGACAGUGUGUGGAUGGAGAUAGAUAGUGAUGAGGAUUUGCCCUCUGCUGAGGAACUUGAGGACUGGAUAGAGGAUGUGCUUUCUGGAAAGGUUAAUACUGAAGAUGAUGAUGAUGAUGAUGAUGAUGAUGAUGAUGAUGAUGAUGAUGAUGAUGAUGACGACGACGACGAUGAUGAUGACGAUGAUGAUGACGAUGAUGAUGACGAUGAUGAUGACGACGACGACGAUGAUGAUGAUGAUGACGAUGAUGAUGAGUAACCUACAAACAUGAAUUCUGUUGAGUCAAAACUUGCCUUUUACUCGCUCAAGGACAUCUAUAUCCUGUAUGAACACCUUAGUACCAUAAUCAUUUUGCACAUUUUUGUGCACAAUCUUACUAAAUAUCAAACUUUCGCAAUAAACUGAACUCAGUGUCCAAAAAUUACUGGCAGCAUUAAUAUAUCUGAAAUAUAAAUAACUUGCUCAGGCUGAAUUAAAAGAAAUACUCCAAAAUAAACACCAUGCUUCAGGGAUCCUUUAGAGCAGUAAAUAUUUGUAAUGGUAAAAAAAAUUGUGCCGAUUUAAACUUGAAAAUAAAUCAAUUAAUUUUAAUAAUUAUAAAA